Messenger RNA from Thunnus maccoyii (southern bluefin tuna), 2005 nucleotides. RefSeq names its product zona pellucida protein C (gene zpcx). Gene Ontology annotation, molecular function: acrosin binding. NCBI's taxonomy places the organism in Eukaryota, Metazoa, Chordata, Actinopteri, Scombriformes, Scombridae. Bases 44 to 1960 code for a protein of 638 amino acids. The record is from RefSeq and is a predicted model, not a curated record. Gene Ontology annotation, biological process: egg coat formation; positive regulation of acrosome reaction; binding of sperm to zona pellucida. Gene Ontology annotation, cellular component: extracellular matrix. The transcript has 9 exons.
CAGGGAGAGUAAUCAGAGUGGUUGGCCCACUUUGAGGUUUGCAAUGGGGACUGCAGAGAUAUUUCUGUGCAUUUUUGUUGGAAAUUUCAUUCCUGUUCAUUCAGUAAUACAACAGGAUGCUGCAUUUUCACAAGCUUUUCCAGGAUUUUUUAAAAAUAUCAUGCGCUUUCCAUUUGAAAGAAAUUUUGAUUUCCCUCCAUUUGACACCAUCUUCAGCUCCUGGCGAUCCCGGACCCCUGACUUUCACAUCCUUUCUGAAUUACCUCCAAUCAUGAAGGUUCCCAGAGUACAGGUUUCUUGUGAUGAAUCUCAGCUAACAUUGCUGGUUGAUAAGAGAUUGAACGGUGUCACACUGAACGGAGACGAAAUACAGUUGGGUGACGGCUGCUAUAGCAACGGAGAGCUACCAAACCAAUUUGUCUUCACUUACAGCUUUGAUCAAUGUGGAACUACUCAUUCGAUGCAGAACGGAUUGGAGAUAUUCUCCAACUUUCUCCACUUAAAUCUCCAAAAUCCUCCCUCUACCUGGUGGCCAUCUCCCCUUACAGUGGACGUCUCCUGCAUGACAAAGAGGUCAAAUCCAAACUUCUUUGUCUCAGCUGCACUUCCUGACAAGGGCAGGAGUUUUAACAUAAAGGCCAUGAAUCCAUCAUGGACCAGCACAGCAGAGUCCAAUAUCUAUAAAAGAGGCCAGGUUGUGAAUCUCCAGGUUUCUGCUGAAACCAGAGCUGAUCAGCAGCUUUUCAUCCAGUCCUGCUUCGUCUCUGCAUCUCCAGAGCCUCAGACUAGACCUAGACAUGCAGUCAUACUGAAUAAAGGGUGCACAGCUCCCUUGGGUUCUCCUCAUGCUGUUAUACAGUUUGUGGCUUCCAACAGAGCAGAUAUGGUUAAUGUUGCUCUGAACACUUCGUAUCUGAUUUCUGAGAUGUACAUCCACUGUAGUGUGCUCAUCUCAGGCCAGGGGGUCACCCCUGGCUCCAAAUCCUGCAACUACAACAUGAUCCAGUCAAGAUGGGAGGAGCUAAGUGGAAAUAUAGAGGUGUGCAGCUGCUGUAGCUCAAAGUGUAAAGGCCUGUCUGUCAAGCACCUUCCAGAUGAUGCCAAGGCUAUCAUCAGUACUGGGCCCUUAAUCAUUGUGGACAAAGAAGAUGAGACUAGACCUGCACCUUCAGUCUCUGAACCACAAGAAACAUCCAACAUCCCUGUUACCGACACCAUGCAGUCUGAUGCCGCGGUGCCUGAGGACACAUUUGUUUCUGGUACUUCUGUCUCAAGAAGCAAGUUCUCUGAAUCGCAGUGGUCCUCUCCCCCACAGGGUGUAGUGGUUGUGAGUCAGGACCCUGUUGCCAGGCUGACCGUCUGGCUACCUGGACAGGUGCAGGAUAUCGAACACAGUGACGAUAUUGGCUCUCAAGUGGUAGACAACUCUACAGCUCAGUUGCAACCAAGCAACAUGAUAUCAAAUGACCUUCCUGAGCUGCAGCCUUCAACCACAGAUCAGGAGUCUGUUUUGAAUACACCCACAAAGAAGAUCAGAGAAAGCCUAACUAAACAAGGAAAUGAAAUUCCUGUAUGGGAUCUGAAUCUUAUGACCCUGGUUGAUGGAUGGGUUAUUCCUUCUGAAGCCCCGCCAGCUGAGAUGAAUAUAAAUGACCUAAACCAGAAUGAUUUUAACCAAAUGAGAGACGAGUCAGCCCAAAGGUGGACGGAUGCAGCUAUAAUGCACCAAGACAAAACAAAUGAUGCCCAGCCAAUAAUCCGCUCCAAACUCCAGUUUUCAAAGAGCACAGAUGGAACACAGACACUGAGUUAUGAGGAAGAAGCGGUGAAGCAACAUGAGGGAAAAGGUGCAAUCAGAAGAUUCGGGGUAGAUGGAAUUAAGAGAAAACAGGAGCCCAGACAGAGGGGACUGCUUUCAACUUUCCUGGAUUUGUUGAGGAGGCUGGACAAAGCAGAGUAAUUGCAACAUCAUGGUAACAAACUGAAUAAACCUAUUGAGCAAUAA